UCUGUGAAAUUAAUAUAAACAUUGAUAAUUACAGUGAUAAUAAUUAUAUUAUUAUAAAAACAAAUACUAUACAAUAUUACUAUUUAAAAAGUACUUGAAUUUGAAAAUAGUAAUUAUAAAUUUAUAAGUAUAGUAUACCAAUACCAUAAUAUUAUUGUACCUAUAAUACAAUUUAAUCUUUACUUCUGCAGUUCUAAUAUAGUAAUAUGACAUAGCUAAUACCGAAUAAUAUUACUUGUUACAUAUUACAAUAACGAUAAAAUAUUAUAUAGUAAUAUAGUAUCUUUAAUUAUUACUAUAGUUUGUUUAAAAGAAAAAAAAUGGAUUAUAACGAAGUCAAAGUUAAUCUAAGGAAAUUUGGUUUUCCGCUUUCUACUGAAAAUGCAUUAAAUCAAAUACAGACUAUUAUUAAUGGUGAGACAUCUCGAAAACAACAUUUAAAUGAAGAUCUUGCAAUGGAUUUGAUAUCAGAGUUUAUAUUUUGUGAAACAAAUGAAGAAGGAAAAUCUACUAAGCCAAUGUCUCGAAUUAGGUACUUAGAGCUGCUAGUAAUGAUUUGUGAAUACUUCAAUAAGACAAAAAUUAAACCAGAUAAUGAUAAUUGUUGUGGAGAUACUGCUCUCAAUGCUAUAUUUAUGACUUUGUUCCCUCAAUUUGGUGCACCUCCUCAGCGAACAAAUAUGUUAGUGAGUUUAGUAUCAUUGGCUAUAUCCACUUACACUAAUCUCAUACUCCAAUCUGCUGGUGUACAAAUGCAACAAUUGGGUUGUACAUCUAAGUACAGCUCUCAAUUAGCUGAUGGACUUGUAAAAAAGUUUUUUACUUUUAUAAGUUCUAACUGCUCAUCAUUACAUUUAUUACCACAAAAUGCUCCAUUAUUCACUGCCAAUUUAAUGACGUCAUUAUCGGAACUUUAUUUCAACACAAAAACUACUGACACAAAUAUGACUAUCAAAGAACCACCUCGAGUUGUAUUAGAAACUGUUGUACGGUGGAUCAACUCUGAUCCUUGUUUAUGUUUCACUGCACAUUACACAGAUUUACAACGAGCAUUGCCCAGCGGUGCAAUUCCAAUGGCAGCCACAUUGCCUUUCCUAGGUUUGUUCAGAUGGUGUUUCUUUGCUCCACUUUGUGUGAAAAAUAAUAAUGACUUAGAACUGUACUCUGAACUCCAUUGUGCAUUGAUUGAAAGUGUUAUGCAAGGUUGGAAAGUAUAUUCAGAACAAAACCCAAGAGUCAGCCGUCCUUAUACUUUAAGUGUACAUUCGGUGGUACCUCAACAACUAAAAGAUCUUAUUGAAGAGACCAUUAAAUUAAACGAUCCAGUUUCAAUGCAUGCUGUUGAAAUAGUGGUUGAAAGAUUAACACAGAGCAUACAUGCUGCUAUAAUAUCUGAUACUAUUUUUGGAAAUAAACAGGAUUUGGUUAAUCAAUUAGAAUCACUUCCGGAGAAUGAAGUUCUAAAAACACUUAUUAAACGUAUUCAAGUAUAAAUUUAAUAUGGGAAAUUAAUAAUUGUACUUUUAAUAGUUACAUUUUUAAACUAUAUUAUUUAAGAAAAUCAAAUAUUUAAAUGAAUGAUGCUUUUUUUUUAUUUCUGAUUUAUAAAUACUGUGUAAGAAUAGUAAAAGAUUUAUUAUAAAAAAAAUUAUAUAUCUAUGUUUGUAUUAAACCAAUAUUU
Molecule: messenger RNA, 1681 nt
Organism: Metopolophium dirhodum (rose-grain aphid)
Lineage: Eukaryota; Metazoa; Arthropoda; Insecta; Hemiptera; Aphididae
Product: integrator complex subunit 15
Exons: 7
Coding region: 321-1493 (390 amino acids)
Source: RefSeq, a predicted model, not a curated record